GUGUGUCGGUGUUGUAUUGUUACAGUGUUUUACUGUGUUUUUACUCUCAGCGUUAUACUGUCGCAGUUCUGCGGUACCGGCUUACAGCGUUACCGUGUUUUACUGUCAGUGCCAUACUCAGUCUGGUACAGCACUAUAGUAUUACCGCACCGCCGCCGUUACCGCGUCCCGCGCCGCACGUCUCGCGAUGUGCGCGUUCUGCAGCAUCAUCACCGGCAUCAUCAGCAUCAUCAUCGCGGCACCGACAGCCCGAGCCAGGCCCUCGCGCCGCAGCAAUGGCCGCCGUCCGCAGGCUCCUGUCCUCGAUCCGCCGAUCGCGCGCUCUGCGCUUCCCGGAGCCGAACCCGGAGCCGAGCGCGAGCCGCGGGACUCGGAGGCGCGCGGUGGCCGCCGCCGCCGCCGCGUGCGUGGCGGCGGGGGGGGCCGCUCUCCUCUACUGGCGGCGCGCGGCGGAGGAGGUGCGGCGGGGGGAUCGUCGUCAUCAUCACCGUGUGGCGCGCGGACUGCCGGCUUUGGGACCGCGCGCCGCCCUGCUGCCCGCGGUGGUGGCCGAAGACCGGGCCGGCGCGAUGGAGUUCGACGACGCCGACGUCUACAUGUCGUCCCACGAGCACCGAUUCCACCUCUUCAGCUCGGUGGAGUACGAGGGCCAGCUGUACAUGACCCCCGAGAACUUCAUCGAGUCGGUGACGAUGAGCGAACCCCGCGGCAAGAAGGCGUGGAGGUCCCUCAGCAAGCAGGAGCUGGAGAAGAUCCUGUCGGACACCCCUCCUGUGUGGAAGGGAACAUCGAAGCUCUUCCGCAACUUGCGUAACCAGGGCAUCAUCGCCUACACGGAGUACCUCUUCCUGCUCUGCAUUCUGACGAAGCCGCACGCAGGAUUCAAAAUCGCAUUCAACAUGUUCGACGCCGACGGGAACCAGAUGGUGGACAAGCGGGAGUUCCUCGUGCUGCAGGAAAUCUUCCGAAAGAAGAACGAGAAGAAAGGCCGAAAAGGAGACGCCGAGAAGUCCGCGCAGCUGAGUUUGCAGCUGUACGGCUAUCAGGUUGCCCCUGUGAACAGCGUUCUUAAAAAAGACCCCCAGGACUUUGCCCCCAGGAGCUACUGGGACGUCCUGAGGCGCAGGACGAGUCAGGCUUUGUUUUCGGACCUCGCCGAGCGUGCAGACGAGAACAUGAUGAUAGACACCACACUUCUGGUGCACUUCUUUGGCAAGAAAGGAAAAGCCGAGCUGACGUUUGACGACUUUUACAGAUUCAUGGACAACCUGCAGACAGAAGUGCUUGAGAUCGAGUUCCUCUCCUACUCCAAGGGGAUGACCACCAUCAGCGAGGAGGACUUUGCCCGCAUCCUCUUGCGUUACACCAACGUGGAGAACAUCAGCAGCUACCUGGAGAAUGUCCGACAGUGCAUCCCAGACGAGAAGGGCAUCACUUUUGAAGAGUUCAGAUCCUUUUUCCAGUUCCUCAACAACCUGGAGGACUUUGCCAUCGCCAUGCAGAUGUACAACUUUGCCAGUCGCUCCAUCGGCCAAGACGAGUUUGCCCGCGCCGUGUACGUGGCGACGGGGCUGAAGCUCACGCGCCACCUGGUGAACACCAUCUUCAAGAUCUUCGACGUGGACCACGACGACCAGCUGAGCUACAAGGAGUUCAUCGGCAUCAUGAAAGACCGGCUGCACCGCGGGGCUCGGGGGUACAAAACUGUAGAGCGGUUCACUUCCUUCAGAUCCUGUCUGAAGAAGGAGCUGUCCAGCAGAUAAGUAUGUCCUCCACACACUCACCUGUACCUGCAGCGGUCACGACCCGCUCACCACACCUACCUGCCUGCCCUGAUUGGCUGGAGAAAUGAGUGACAUUGACUCUAUUUAACACACUUCUAACCUUGUAGGACUCGGUAACUAACACAGUGCACAGUAACAAAGGUACUUAACAUCUGUGACUCCAUCUAUGCGACCAGUUAUUGAACAGACUGCAGCUGUAGGUGUAUUUCUGUGAUAUGAUCCUCGUUUUGUUGGCAUGAAUAUUUUUCAUUAAGUCCUUAACCACUCAGUUCCCUAAGUAAACGUGUUGGUUGGUCACCCUGCAGGAACUUGUACACAGUUACCUUUUAGUUUCUUUAACCACAUUCUGUAGUUUUUGUAGGUAUGGCGUUGGGGGGGGUGCUGGGGUCAAGUCCCACCUCCUGCUGUAGUACCUUUCAUCAAGGCACUUACCCUUACUGGUAAUAUAAGAAUAUAAGAUUUAUAAAAAUUAUACACUGUAAGUAAACUGAAUAAAUUGUAAAAAAGGAACUUAUACAUGGGCGAAUGAGUGUAAGGGGAGUAGUGUACAAACUCAGGUAACUAUUGGUAAAGAAAUGUGAUUGGAAACAGGUAAAAGGACAGAAGCCGCUGCACAUGAAAGCACAGAUCAUGUGGACUGUAACGGUUAUCAGAUGUCAGAUCCAACUGAGGUGCCUUUGUGCUACACGUCCACUUUACCUGUGUGACCUUUGCCCUCUGACCUCCACCAGGUAAGCGGCCUGCGCGGGGCGUCCUUCUCCUCUUGCGUACACGCCCAAGCCGGGAAACACCUGAGGCAGCUGUGGAGUAG
Scleropages formosus (Asian bonytongue) is the source of this 2595-nucleotide messenger RNA. It is a transcript of the gene micu3a, whose product is annotated as mitochondrial calcium uptake family, member 3a. The record is from RefSeq and is a predicted model, not a curated record. The transcript has 14 exons. Gene Ontology annotation, molecular function: calcium ion binding. Bases 276 to 1763 code for a protein of 495 amino acids. Gene Ontology annotation, biological process: calcium import into the mitochondrion; mitochondrial calcium ion homeostasis. Gene Ontology annotation, cellular component: uniplex complex. NCBI's taxonomy places the organism in Eukaryota, Metazoa, Chordata, Actinopteri, Osteoglossiformes, Osteoglossidae.